This is a messenger RNA of Melitaea cinxia (Glanville fritillary), 2363 nucleotides long. RefSeq names its product synapsin (gene Syn). The coding region runs from base 1 to 1890 and encodes 629 amino acids. The transcript has 14 exons. NCBI's taxonomy places the organism in Eukaryota, Metazoa, Arthropoda, Insecta, Lepidoptera, Nymphalidae. Gene Ontology annotation, cellular component: synaptic vesicle membrane; synaptic vesicle. Gene Ontology annotation, molecular function: ATP binding; metal ion binding. The record is from RefSeq and is a predicted model, not a curated record. Gene Ontology annotation, biological process: neurotransmitter secretion.
AUGUUUUAUAUAAUAAUAGGAGCGGUCAAAAUAGAUCGUUCAGGGUGCCCUGGAAUCUGUGGCCCGCAGGCCGCGACCACAUCAACCCUGUCUUUCUCAAGCUUCCGGAAUUCAUUCACUUCCAAUGUCAAUUACCUGAAAAGAAGCUCAGCGGAGGCGUUGCGUAGAUUCAGCUCGGGGGACCUGCAGUCCGAGUGUGAUGAAGGCGAGGUGGACCCCUACACCGGCCGGCCGGCCACCACCAGCCAGCCGAAACCACAGAAUCAGAGGCCAGUUUCGCAGGCGACGGGCGGUAGCAUCGGUAGUGGAUCAGUACCACCAGCUCCUAGCGCUGGAAGCGCAGGAGCUAGUGGAGACUUAUCCUUGAACCUUCGCGGCGGGUCUCGAGGCACCUCUGCUCCUUCUUCACCCGCUAAGUCAAGAGAAUCGCUGCUGCAACGCGUACAAUCUCUCACAGGCGCUGCACGUGACCAGGGAGCUAACUUGUUGGGAAGCGUGACAUCUGUAGCAUCGGUAGGACGUGGCUACAACCGCGACCGUUGCGUUACCCUGUUAGUUGUCGACGAUCAAAACACCGACUGGUCAAAGUAUUUCCGUGGACGACGCUUGCCCGGUGAAUGGGAUAUUCGCGUUGAACAAGCUGAAUUCCGUGAAUUGUCUGUGACGGCGAGUUCCGACGGCGCUAAUGUGUCUAUGUCGGUUUACCGCAGCGGAACGAAAGUAACCCGUUGCUUUAAGCCGGACUUCGUGCUGGUGAGACAAAACGUGCGAGACGCCGGCGCUGACCACCGUGCACUGCUUCUGGGACUUAAGUUCGGCGGAGUGCCUUCUAUUAACAGUCUUAAUUCAAUCUAUCAUUUCCAGGACCGGCCAUGGGUGUUUGGACAUUUGCUGCAACUGCAACGGCGUCUCGGCAGAGAAAACUUUCCUUUGAUAGAGCAAACCUACUACCAUAACCACACAGACAUGGUAAUGGCGCCGAAGUUUCCAGUGGUGAUCAAGAUCGGGCAUGCGCACAGCGGCGUGGCCAAGGUGAAAGUGGACUCUUUGGCCGACUUCCAGGAUAUAGCAGGUGUCGUCGCUAUGUUGGGAACGUACUGCACCGUGGAGCCGUAUGUCGACGCUAAGUACGACAUUCACAUCCAAAAAAUUGGUACUAAUUACAAGGCUUUCAUGCGUAAAUCCAUUUCCGGAAAUUGGAAAACUAAUCAAGGAUCGGCCAUGCUUGAAGCUAUCGGUAUGAAUGAUAGAUACAAAAUGUGGAUUGACGAGGUGAGUGAGAUAUUCGGAGGUCUGGAAGUUUGCGCUCUAGAGCUGGUAGUUGGGAAGGACGGUCGCGAGCACAUUAUAGAGCUGAAUGAUUCUGCAACUUCGUUUAUGGGAGACACGCAGGAGGAGGACCGACGCCAACUCUCAGAACUUGUCUUCCAACGAAUGCAGUCGGUGUGCCGGCCCGGCGUCACUAAGACCACGUCCCGGAGCUCGGUGGCCGGCAGUGGCGCGGCGUCGCCCGAGGAGCGCGCCGGCGCGCCGGGCGGGCCGCCCAGCGCGCCGCCCAGCGCCCCGCCUAGCGCGCCGCCCAGCGCGCCGCCGCCCGCGCCUCUCGCCGCCGCCACCAGCAUCGACCGCCCGCUGCCGCCCAUCCCCGCCGAACCCGCGCAGCCGCCUCCGCCGCCGCUCGUCCGCCGAGAUUCUCAAGCGUCCCAGUCGUCGUCGGUGUCGUCGGCGGGCGCGGCGGGCGCGCCCAGCUCGGCACAGCCCGCGGCGGGCACAGGCGCGCGCGGCGGGUUCGCGCGGCAGGGCUCGCUCAGCGCCGCGCUCACCGAGGACGCGGAGGACACCAUGAAGAACUUGCGCAAGACCUUCGCGGGCAUCUUCGGGGACAUGUAACGCGCCGGCUCACUCCCAACCUGUUACAUCCACUUUGUUACCUAGCGGUUAUCCGAUUUGGCAUUUCAAUGCUGACCGUUAUUUUUAAUAUCUAAUAUCGUAAAAUAAAUAAAUAAAAAUAUGCUCCGGGAAGUCGUCGGCGACACGAGGGGUCCGCUAGGCUUCCUCGAGGAGCUAGGCUGGCGUGAAUGAGGCCCCCAGCCUACCACGCAAAAUAGGCGCACUGAGACGUCGAGUUGCGGAGAAUAGCCCGUGGAAAAUCAAUCAAAAUCAAAUCAAAAUAAAAAUAUGCAAUAGACACUAAAUACACCAAAAUGCAAACAGAAAUGUGUGUUAAAAACAAAACUGUCAAACUAUUGUAUCUUAGAACUCUUUAUUUUCAUGAAUGUAUUUGUUUUAUAAAGAGAUAAAAAUGCCAGGUACGAUUUAAAGUGAAAGUAAAAGAGUUGUUAAUAGAUGAAUAAUUAUACUGA